Molecule: messenger RNA, 485 nt
Organism: Drosophila santomea
Lineage: Eukaryota; Metazoa; Arthropoda; Insecta; Diptera; Drosophilidae
Exons: 4
Coding region: 60-461 (133 amino acids)
Source: RefSeq, a predicted model, not a curated record
AGCUUAACAUGCUUAUUUUCGUUUAAUGUCAAAAUGCGUGUUAAUAUUUUCGGAAUACCAUGUGCAAGAAGUUUUCCUUUAUAACAAACCUUACUAUUUGCACAAAGUACAGGGCGUGCAUUUUUUGGGCAUGCAUAAAUAUAGUCUUCGGCAUCGCAUUUAUCCCUUUAGUUGUGGACUUUGUGAAACGACAAAAACUACCCAAUUCUGUUUUGGUUUUUGGUUGCAUAUGUGGAGGCAAUUUGAUACUAUCCGGGUUCAUGUUACUUAUUGGUGUUUUAAAGGAUGUUCGGUGUUUGGUUGGCUCAUCAAUAGUUUUCUGCGGCAUAGGCAUAUUUUUUAUUCACUGGCUAAUGAUUCCUUUGGCGCUCUUUUUCAUUUUUUCUUUUAUUGUGUUUAAUUAUUAUCAAGUGGUUAUGUCUCCCGAUGAUCGCUAUCGAGUGCCGAGGCGAUUUUCGUAAAUAAAACAUUUAUUUUAUUUUAAA